ACAGCUGUCACCAUUUCUUAAAGACCCGAUCAAUCGCGCCAUCUGGGACAAGCUGGAAUGUAAUACUCAAUUGAACAGUGUGUUCCGUUUAUAGGAAUAGUUUUGAAGGUUUACACAUAAAUUCAAUUAAAAAUAAACUAUGGAAUGGAUAAGCUGGAUAGCGUUGCUGCAACCUAUCAUAAUGUCCUUGUUCCUAGUGAUAUUUCGGCAGCAUUGGCUCGGUCAACAGUUUGCAAAUAAGGACUCUUAUGCCGUUCCAAGUGCCGAUAUAGAUGAGAUAAAAGAUAGACUAAAGACUGUUGAAGAAACUUCUUUAUCAAGUAAAGAUAUAAACGGCAUAGAAGAAUCUAUAUCGGACUUGUAUAAAUCAAUUGGAAUGUUGCAAGAUCAGGCUGGGAAAUACUCACAAGUUAAUGAACCGUGCAGCAGCUGUGACGGACACUCUGCUAAUAUAGGUAUUGCUGUGCUUGCACUGAUUCAGCUGGUGACAGUCAUCUGUUUGGCAGUUCUGUGGAGAAAAAUGAUAAAAGUUCAAGUUCCAAACGAAAAUAUUCAAGCACCAACAAAAACAAACAAUAACUUACAAACAACCGCAAAAUAAAAAUGACAGAUGUUCUGCAUUGAUGGAUGUAUGCGGCAACAGUGUUAGUUUAAGAUUUUGUGGCUUUUACUGUCUUUGAAUUAGUGUGACACAUUGACGCGUUCGAGAUUUCUAUGUUAUAAUCUAAUAGUUUCUGCUAUGCACUUAUGCCAUUAAGCAAUUUUAUACAAUACAAACCAUUUUAUUUUUUGUACUUUCUUUAUGAUUUAUACGAAGUUUAGUUAAGUCAUUGUAAUACAUUACGCUUUCUUUUCUCAUACAUAUUUCACUUUUGGUAUGAAGUAUUUUUAAUUGACAUUAUCACAUCUUCAUUUUUGUUUAAUUCCAUGUAUGGAUUGAUAUGAUUGAUAGAUCCCUUCUCUGACCUUUUAUUUGAAUAACAAUAAAUUUAACCAUAGACAUUGACAUGUGCUCUUAUGUUAACAAAUAUGU
Messenger RNA from Ruditapes philippinarum (Manila clam), 1033 nucleotides. RefSeq lists its product as uncharacterized. The record is from RefSeq and is a predicted model, not a curated record. NCBI's taxonomy places the organism in Eukaryota, Metazoa, Mollusca, Bivalvia, Venerida, Veneridae. The transcript has 3 exons. The coding region runs from base 140 to 601 and encodes 153 amino acids.